AUGAUAGAACCAACGGGUAAAGAAACCGGUACACCGACUCCUGGAACACCUGGCACUGGAGUGACGCUCGCCGUCACGGCGACGGUAUGCUCCUCAUGCUCGACUUUUAAGGCAGACGCAUCCUCGGUUUCGCUCGUCAACGGUUCGGACAUAUAUUAUAUGAUUACGUUACUGUUGUACUUUUGUAUAAAUAUCGACGCGUGGAGUUCUUUUAAAAGAUUUCGACAUCUUUGGCAACCAAAUAUUAAUCGCGCGAACGAAUCGUUAUCGCUCGAACGUGAUUCUCUAAAGAAUAAAUUACAGUCGAUUAAUUUUCAAACUAGUGCACCAAGUCAUGGUGGCAGAGAAAAACGACUUUUUCCAUUAUUCACGUUGGUGAAAUUCGACAAUAACGUUUGCGCCGGAUUAAAUGGUGAGAAUGGUACCUGUAUCGCGGGCUCAGAAUGUUCGCAACGUGGUGGUAUAUCAAGUGGAGUUUGUGCAAAUGGUUACGGCGUCUGUUGCAUUGUGACAGUAUCUUGUGGCGAGACAACCAGCAAUAAUAACACAUACUUCGUUAAUCCGAAUUAUCCAUCGACGUUUGAUGGCACCGUAUCUUGUCAAUUAACUCUCGUUAAAUCCCAUCCAAGCGUGUGUCAAUUUAGAUUGGAUUUCAUACAGUUCAACGUAAGAGGUCCGGAAAAGACUAACCAUCAGUGUAUCUAUGAUCAAUUUAUCAUUUCUGGAGGUAAUCCGGUACCUACGAUAUGUGGAAGUAAUGCCGAUAAUCAUAUAUAUAUCGAUGCUGGCCUCGGACAAACAAAUCCUGUUACGUUAACAUUUGUUACAAGCGGGAAUUCUUUUGCUCGAUCUUGGAAAGUACGAGUCUCCCAAAUUCGUUGCAAUACUAUAUACAGAGCCGAAGAAGGAUGUCUGCAAUAUUUCACUGGGAUAUCCGGCCAGAUAAAAUCGUUCAAUUACGAUCCUGUCACAGGAUUGCAAUUGUCGAAUCAAGAUUACAGUAUUUGCAUCCGAAUGGAAAGAAACUUUUGCGGUAUCCAGUACAUGACGUGCCCGGUCGAUGAUAAAGGAGAUAGUACCAGUAUGACUCAAAUGACACGUAGCCAUGCAUUUACGUUAACCGGAAAUACGCAAGCAAUGCAGAUAGCAUCGAUGACAGGAGCAGCCUGUCAAACCGACUGGUUAACGAUCCCGUGCGCAUCCAAUACAGGUCGAUUACCAACCACUAUGAUGACUUGCAUCGAUCGAAUAUGCGGUGGGACGUUUAACGCAGAAAAUCAGAAUUUGAACACAUCUUCAGUUAUUAGUACUGUGAAACCAUUUAGAUUAAUUUUCCACACGGAUAGCGUUGAAGCGCCAAACGAUGUCGGAAACAGGGGAUUUUGUUUGAAUUAUGUACAACAACCUUGCACGACGAAAUUAAGG
Molecule: messenger RNA, 1425 nt
Organism: Heterotrigona itama
Lineage: Eukaryota; Metazoa; Arthropoda; Insecta; Hymenoptera; Apidae
Source: the annotation of a GenBank genome assembly